This is a messenger RNA of Gaeumannomyces tritici R3-111a-1, 4199 nucleotides long. Its product is annotated as importin subunit beta-3. Bases 219 to 3512 code for a protein of 1097 amino acids. Gene Ontology annotation, cellular component: nucleus; cytoplasm. The transcript has 7 exons. Lineage: Eukaryota; Fungi; Ascomycota; Sordariomycetes; Magnaporthales; Magnaporthaceae. Gene Ontology annotation, molecular function: nuclear import signal receptor activity. Gene Ontology annotation, biological process: protein import into nucleus. The record is from RefSeq and is a predicted model, not a curated record.
UUUUUGGGCCUCACUCUCCCUCCUGUCAAAACCCCGCCGUUUUUUUUUUCCCUGAACGCCCAAUAACCACGGGAUGCAGGCGGCGCGCACGUCUUAGGCAACCCGAUUUAUUUUGCUGUGCCCGGCAGCGUCCUUUCGACGAAUCCAUCACACUCCAACUGUUGCGCAGGCUUCUUUGCAUCGACUUGUCCACCUAAGCGCGCACCCCGUGGCGCACUAUGUCGCUCCUCCCGCCCGAGGUCACGGCCGAGCUCACGCAGCUUCUGCAAGCACUGCAGUCUGCCGACAAUGCCGUUCGUUCCCAGGCCGAGGACCACCUCCAGAACAACUGGACUGUCACAAGGCCCGAGGUCCUGCUGAUGGGCCUCGUCGAGCAAAUCGGCACAAACCCUGAAACCACGAUUCGCUCCUUCGCCGCCGUCAUCUUUCGUCGAAUCGCCGGGAAGACCCGUAAGAACGACAAGGGAGAGACCCAGGACACCUACAUCUCUCUGGUCAAGGACCAGGCCAUUGUUAUUCGCCAGAAGCUUCUGGAGACCCUCGCCGCCGAGGCGGACCGGGGAGUUCGCAACAAGAUCAGCGAUGCUGUUGCCGAGGUCGCGAGGCAAUGUACAGACAACAGCGAGUCCUGGCCGGACCUCCUGGGAGUCCUUUUCCAGAUGAGCGUGGCUCCCGACGCUGGAAAAAGGGAAAUCGCCUACCGCGUCUUUGCUACCACCCCAGGCAUCAUCGAAAAGCAACACGAAGAGCCCGUUGCCCAGGCUUUCUCGAGGGCCUUCAAGGAUGACUCUAUUUCUGUUCGAUUGGCAGCCAUGGAGGCGUUCGCCGCCUUCUUCCGGAGCAUGUCCAAGAAGAACCAAAACAAGUACUUCGGACUACUACCAGAAGUACUCAACAUUCUCCCUCCCAUCAAGGAGUCGCACGAUUCAGACGACCUUGGGAAGGCGCUGCUGGCUCUGAUAGACCUGGCCGAGAUUUCGCCAAAAAUGUUCCGGAACCAGUUCAACCACCUUGUUCAGUUCAGCAUCUCGGUCAUCCAGGACAAGGAGCUGACCGAUGUUUGCCGACAAAACGCUCUGGAGCUUAUGGCCACCUUUGCCGAUUACGCCCCGUCCAUGUGCAAAAAGGACCCAUCCUACACAAACGACAUGAUUACCCAGUGCCUGAGCCUGAUGACUGAUUUGGGCGAGGACGACGAUGACGCUGCCGAGUGGCUCGCUAUGGAGGAGCUCGACCAAGACGACUCCGAUCUCAACCACGUGGCUGGCGAGCAGUGCAUGGACAGGCUCGCCAACAAGCUUGGCGGCCAGACCAUCCUCGCACCAACCUUCAACUGGCUGCCCCGCAUGAUGUCGUCGCCCGUCUGGAGGGACCGCCAUGCUGCUCUGAUGGCCAUCUCGGCCAUCUCAGAGGGUUGCCGAGACCUCAUGAUUGGCGAGCUGAACCAGGUCCUCGAGCUUGUCGUACCUGCGCUCAAGGAUGCGCACCCUCGCGUCCGGUGGGCCGGAUGCAACGCGCUCGGUCAGAUGAGCACCGACUUUGCGCCGACGAUGCAGAAAGAGCACCACGAGGCCGUUCUCAAGGCCAUCAUCCCGGUCCUCAACUCUCCCGAGCCUCGCGUCAAGUCGCAUGCCGCCGCAGCACUUGUCAACUUUUGCGAGGAGGCCGAGAAGAGCAUUUUGGAGCCCUAUCUGGACGACCUCCUCUCGCACCUAUUCCAGCUCCUGCAGAACGAGAAACGCUAUGUCCAGGAGCAGGCUCUCUCCACCAUCGCUACCAUCGCGGAUGCCGCCGAGCAGGCAUUUUCAAAGUACUACAACACGCUCAUGCCGCUGCUUGUUGAUGUGCUGCAGCGCGAGAGCGAGAAAGAGUUCCGCCUCCUGCGUGCCAAGGCGAUGGAGUGUGCGACUCUCAUCGCUCUCGCCGUCGGCCGGGAGCAGCUGGGUGCCGAUGCACUGACACUGGUGCAGCUCCUCGCCAACGUUCAGUCCAACAUCACCGACGCCGACGAUCCUCAGGCGCAGUACCUGAUGCACUGCUGGGGCCGGAUGUGUCGUGUGCUCGGCCAGGAGUUCCUUCCGUUCCUGCACAACGUCAUGCCGCCCCUGCUGGAGCUGGCAACCGCCAAGGCCGACAUCCAACUGCUUGAUGAUGAUGAUCAGGUUGACCAAAUAGCCAAUGAGGAUGGAUGGGAACUUGUCCCCCUCAAGGGAAAGAUGAUUGGCAUCCGCACGAGCACCAUGGACGACAAACACAUGGCUAUUGAGCUUCUCGUCGUAUACGCUCAGGUUCUGGGCGGGGGCUUCGCGCCCUACGUCGCCGAGAUCAUGGAGAAGAUUGCGAUACCCGGCCUGGCCUUCUUUUUCCACGACCCUGUGCGGUUCAUCUCAGCGAAGCUUGUGCCGCAACUCCUCGGCUCGUACAAGGCCGCCUAUGGGCCCACAUCGAACGAGCUUAGGGGUCUAUGGGUGAGCAUUGUCGACAAGCUCCUCGAGGUCCUGGCCGCGGAGCCGGCCAUCGACACGCUCGCCGAAAUGUACCAGUGCUUCUACGAGUCGGUCGAGGUCGUGGGCUCGCGCUGCAUGGACCAGGCACAGAUGAACAAGUUUAUGGAUUCGGUCAACUCGACUCUAGAGGACUACAAGGACCGCGUGACGCAACGUGCCGAGGACAACGAGGGCGCCACCGCGGACGAUGUGGAGGAUGAGGCCGACGAGGUGCUCAUGGCCAUCGAGGAUGACCAGACACUCCUGUCGGACAUGAACAAGGCUUUCCAUGUGGUGUUCAAGUACCACAUGUCCGAGUUCCUGCAGCCAUGGGAGCGCUUGAUGCCGACUUACGAGGCCUUCCUCAAGUCUCCUGAGACGACGCAGAGACAGUGGGGUCUUUGCAUCAUGGACGAUGUGCUAGAGUACUGCGGCACCGACAGCAUCCACUACGCAAAUUACAUCCAGAAGCCCCUGGUGGAUGGUUGCCAAGACCCGAACGCGGCGAUCAGGCAAGCUGCGGCCUACGGAAUCGGUGUGGCGGCGCAGAAGGGCGGUGAGGCGUGGGCACAGUUCUUGGGCGGUGCCCUGCCCUAUCUGUUCCAGGCGGCGCAGGUCCCGGAUGCCAGGAGCGAGGAGAACGUGUACGCAACGGAGAACGCAUGCGCGGCUAUCGCAAAGAUCCUGCACUUCAACUCCUCAACCGUUCAGAACGCAGACACGGUCGUCGUCGAGUGGCUGAAGACGCUGCCCGUUACCAACGACGAAGAAGCGGCGCCGUACGUGUACGCGUAUCUGGCCGAGCUCAUCGAGAAGCAACAUCCCGCUGUGAUCAGCCAGCCGGACAAGGUCUUUGUCUUCAUUGCUCAGGGCCUUGAGUCAGAGACGCUGAGCGGUCAGACGGCCAACCGGGUGGUAGCCACGGCCAAGGCUCUCAUCACGGCUAGCAACAUGGAUCCAACGCAACUGCUCGCCCAAUUCUCCCCCGAAGCACAGCAGACCAUCCUUGGGUACUUCAGCAAGUAGAGAAGGUGGCUCAAGCCACGAGGAGCCAAAGAAAAGGCUCGAGACGCGAUAAAGCCGAUCCGCGGACUGCGCACGGCCUCUGAGCCGAUUCAUGAGCUUUGUUGAAUGAGCCAAGCCAUGGCGCUAGGGCGAACUCCCUGCUAUACCCAAUCCCCCUAUUUACAUUAACCGGAGGUGGAAAUCUUUGUUGAUGCCACAUGGUAUAUGCCGGCACUGGAACCAAACUACCCCCUUUUACCCUCUCCCCGACUGCCACAACACGAUCCGGAGGACCGCGUCGGCACAACGCACCGCAGGGCAUCGCACUUGAUUCUGCUGAAUUAUAUCCCACUUGCAGGUAGCAGCUACGGAAGCAUAGAAAUUGCAAGUAGUUGAGAGCAUGCGGCUGUGUGUCCACGGUUUUAAAUGUCUGGUUUCCUGUCACCCCCCUUAUUCUGUUUUUUAUCUGUUUGGUAAAAGUCUUCUUUGUCUCGGCGCCAUUAAACAUGGGUGGAUGGGUGGGUUCAGAACGGUGUUUUUCUUUUCCCCAUUUGUUUCUUCUCGUUUCUUGACGUCUUUUGCUCCUUGUUUCGGUAUCUGGUGGCACCUGAAUGGAUAGAUAUGGAUUUGAUCGACGGUUCAUUUCUUGGUGAAUAUGGUUCUUGGUGGUGUUGAUGCUCGUUGCAGCUGAGGCAGGUACAGCGAGCG